Messenger RNA from Arabidopsis thaliana (thale cress), 4075 nucleotides. RefSeq names its product RING/U-box protein. Bases 257 to 3808 code for a protein of 1183 amino acids. Lineage: Eukaryota; Viridiplantae; Streptophyta; Magnoliopsida; Brassicales; Brassicaceae. The record is from RefSeq and is marked reviewed. The transcript is spliced from 15 exons.
GAAAAUUUCAUCUUCAGGGAGACGAAGACAUAAUUUCAAUUCUUUUCUCAUCAAAGUUUCUAAAACAAAAAUCUUGGCCUAAAGAGGUGACGUCAUCUCCACCCUCUCGUAAUUUUUCCAAUUUUGCCCUUGGAAGCUGCUUCGCCUUUUUUUUCAAUUUCAUCAAGGGUUCUGAGAUUUUUUUCUCUCAGCUUCUUCGUAGGUUUUUGAUCCGAGGAAAUCGAUUUCAUCUCUGAUCAUCUUUGUGACGAAGGAAAUGGAGCUCGAUUUUGACGCUAGUAACUUGGUUGAAGAUGAAGCUGUUGAAGUUGAACAUAAUGGUAUGACUGAAAUUGAAGGGGAAAGAUGUGGAAUUUGCAUGGAUAUAAUUAUUGAUAGAGGCGUUCUUGAUUGCUGUCAGCACUGGUUCUGCUUUGAAUGCAUUGAUAAUUGGUCUACGAUUAUGAACCUCUGCCCUCUAUGUCAGAGAGAGUUUCAGUUGAUUACAUGUGUCCCUGUGUUUGAUUCAGGUGAAAGCAGCAAGGUCGAUGAGGAUUUGGUAUCAGGAGAUGAAGAUUGCUGCAUUGAGGAGGAGACUGAUGUCGUCUCUUCUCCGUCACACUAUAUUGACGAUACACACUAUAUUGAUGAAAAUGCAGUUGUCUGUUUAGAUGGAGAUCUUUGCAAGAUUCGUAACACUUUCAGUUACAUUGAAGGGGAUUCAAACCUUGAUACAUCAAUUGCUUGUGAUUCGUGUGAUAUGUGGUAUCAUGCUAUUUGUGUGGGUUUUGACGUGGAAAAUGCAUCUGAGGAUACAUGGGUAUGUCCGAGAUGUCUCUCUAAUGAAAAACCACAUGAACCCGAUACCUCGCCAAUGGAGACACAACCUGAUACCUCACUAAUGGAGACAAGAAAGUCCCUGGAUAUUUCUGAGAAGACAAAUAGCGGAUGCUCAGUAGAGGCUGUUUACUCUGGAAACUUUUCAGUUACAGUUGCUGAUGACGGCGAGACAGCUCUUGUUGUAUCAAUAGUCAAAGGAGACGAGUCUCAUAUGGGACCAAGUGAUACCAACCCAUUGCCAGUUCAAGCUAAAAUGGAUGGAGACCCAGAUAGUUCGCAUCUUAAAAUUCUUUGUAGGGAGGAAAAUACAGAGCAGGUCGCAGUCAAAUCGGAACUCAACCAGUCCUUACCACAUGAUAUAUCAUCAAGACUAUCUUCUGAUUCAGAUCAACCAUUUUUUGCUGCAGACAUAGAGAAUAGAGCAGACCCUGUUGUAGAGAAGGAUUGUCUGUCGAUAGAUGAUAAAAAAAAUCUUUCCACUGCAGCCAUUUCCAAUUCAGAUGUUGCCAGUGUCAUCAGCUUAAAGAGAAAGCAUUCAGAUUGCAGUGGGGAUGAUGGCAACUCAGAAACUAAACCUGAGAUUUACGAAUCUCUCAAUGAACUAAAACUGGAGGAAGAGGAAGAAUUAACUACCGUUCACCACGAGAGCAGAUCCCCUUCAAACAAUACAACUGUUGAUAUAUUCAGCAUUGUCAAAGGAACUGGCCGUAGAAAAAAUCUCAUGCGUUCAAAUCCUACUGAUAAGUCUUCAGAAGCAGAGAAUGCUGCUGGUUUGAGGGUAAAGAAGAUCAAGAGGACACCGGAGGACGAGAAAGAGUCAAUGGUUCUGGUUGAGAAACUAAGGAAAGAAAUAAGAGAAGCCGUUCGUAACAAAUCGAUGGAGGACAUCAGAGAAAACCAAUUCGAUCCAAAACUUUUGGCUGCCUUUAGAGCUGCUGUGGCAGGACCUAAAACUGGUGAAGCACCUAGAAGAAGUUCUGCUCUGGCUGUGAAGGCAAAGAAGUUGAUGCUGCAGAAAGGAAAAGUCAGAGAGAAUCUGACGAAGAAAAUUUAUGCAGAUUUAAAUGGGAAGCGAAAAAGUGCAUGGCACCGGGACUGUGAAGUUGAGUUUUGGAAGCAUCGGUGCAUACAAGGUAGAAAGCCUGAAAAAAUUGAAACUCUGAAGUCUGUGCUUAGCCUCUUGAAGAAUAAACCAGCUGACACCAAAACAAACUUUUCAUCUGAAACCCCACAGGCCUCAAAUCCUAUCCUCUCCAGAUUGUAUUUGGCAGAUACCUCCGUGUUCCCAAGAAAUGAUAAUCUCAAGCCUCUUUUGGCACCGAAAGAAAUGGGAAACUCACAAAACAAUGGAAAACCCACAGAAGCCAGCAAGACCUUACCAAAAAUUAGUGCUGCCAAGGGGAGCAGUGUAAAAGCUGCUGGAUCAAAACUGAACUCAGGAAACAAACAGUCGGAUGGGCAACCCAAUCUUACAUCAAGUAACUCUAAGGAAAUGGUUGAAAAUCCUGACGAUCUCAAGAAAGACAAAAGGAAAUGGGCAUUGCAGGUUCUUGCAAGAAAGAAAGCUUUAGCUGGCAACAACUCAACCCAAGACAAAGAAGGCUCUCCCGAGCUUAAAGGGAAUUAUCCAUUGUUGGCUCAACUUCCAGCUGAUAUGAGACCAAGCCUUGCAACUAGUCGCCAUAAUAAAGUUCCUGUGGCAGUUAGGCAGACACAAUUAUAUCGCCUGACAGAACAUUUAUUAAAGAAAGAAAACCUUCUGACUAUUCGAAGAAGUGCAGCGACAGAACUAGCCGUUGCUGAUGCUAUAAAUAUCGAGAAGGCGAUUGCUGACAAAUCAAGUAGCAAAGUUGUGUAUCUGAAUCUAUGCUCACAAGAAAUACUGCAUCAUUCAGAGAGCAAAACGAUGGAUAAUGCUGUAGAACCAAAUUCGUCAUCACCAAUGGCUGAUAGUGAGUCAGAACGUAUAAGUAGUAAAGAUUCAGAUAAUCCAGCCGUCCUUGAAGCGCUCAGAGCAGCAGGUCUUGCUGAUUCACCACCAAACAGCCCGACCCGUUCAGUAGAAGUUCUUCCAGAGAAAGGAGACAGUUCCUUGGACAAGACCAGGGAGACAGGCCCAUAUAAUGUAUUUGACAUGGAUUCUGUUCCUGAUACAGACAUCUUUGGGGAUUUUGAAUAUGAAUUGGAUGAAGAAGACUAUUUCGGUGCUACAAUGGCUAAAAAAGCUUCAGUAAUGCAGCCGGAUGAAAGCUUGACUAAGGUGAAGGUAGUUUUAUCCACUGUUCAACCUGGAAAGUCUUUGAAUCCAUCCGAAGUCGUAGAGGAUGAAGAGACAACAACUGAAAACCUGAACGAGACCACAAAUGGAAAAGAAGAUGGAAAGAGCUUUGUUCCUAUGGAGCUUGUACCUGAGGCUGAGGGAGAAGGAGAAGGAGAAGGAGAAGGAGAAGGAGAAGGAGAAGGGGGAGGUGAGAUCCUUUCUGUAGCUGAAUGUGAAGAACUAUACGGACCUGGUACAGAGAAACUAGUUGAAAGACCUCUCAUCGAAGGAUUUGCUGAGAAUGGUGUUAAAGCUAAAGCCCCUGAUUCAGAGUGCGAGAGCAACACACAGAGAGAGUUCAUCGCUUCAAACUUUGAAAUCACUUGCAUUCAAGAGAAAAAACUUCCCAGAAGCAUUCAAAAGUGCAAACCAAGCGAAAAGCCGUCUAAAGAGGAAAAAGGCAAAGCUGAUGGCUUUGGUAACUCCAUCACCAAGAAGGUGGAAGCAUACAUCAAAGAACAUAUUAGACCACUGUGCAAGAGCGGAGUGAUAAACGUGGAACAAUACAGAUGGGCAGUGACUAAAACCACAGAAAAAGUGAUGAAGUAUCAUAGCAAAGCCAAGAGUGCUAACUUCUUGAUCAAAGAAGGAGACAAGAUCAAGAAACUUGCCGAGCAAUACGUCGAAACCGCUUCCUCUGGAGCUCACCACAAGGAUAAGUGCAAGUGAGAAAAUCAGAUGGCGUAAAUAAGAAGAUGAAGUAACAAGUAGUUCAGUACAAAAACGUAAAUAGAUUUUAACUAGUAUCUCUCUUUUGUCUUCUCCACGGGUUUUGGAAACUGAGUCUUCUUCUCUUAGGGCGAGAGAAGCAAUUCUUGUUGUACCCCGAACCAGAUAGACCUAAACUGUGUCUGAAACUGAGAUUUACUUGGUCGCUGACAGGUUUUUGAAAAAAUAUUUAGAGAUGAAAAUGAUAUAUUUAUUAUUAGUUACAUA